Molecule: messenger RNA, 6380 nt
Organism: Sinocyclocheilus grahami
Lineage: Eukaryota; Metazoa; Chordata; Actinopteri; Cypriniformes; Cyprinidae
Product: protein unc-13 homolog B-like
Exons: 46
Coding region: 1-6300 (2099 amino acids)
Biological process (GO): presynaptic dense core vesicle exocytosis; synaptic vesicle priming; synaptic transmission, glutamatergic
Cellular component (GO): synaptic vesicle membrane; neuromuscular junction; terminal bouton
Molecular function (GO): calmodulin binding; diacylglycerol binding; syntaxin-1 binding
Source: RefSeq, a predicted model, not a curated record
AUGUUCUCCCGUAACCGCUGCAAUGGUCAGGAUGGCACGGGUGUCCCUCAGUAUCCCCGACCCAAAAAGAAAACUGCAGUGCCAAAGAGAAGGCAGCCAAAUCCCAAAGUUGCUCUGGUGUUGCGUGGGAAAAUUCAUCGUUUCUUGCAGGGAUCUGCAGAUCAUACUGUCCAGCCUUCUGGUCUUUACUAUGCUGGAAUUGAAGAAGAGGAUGAAGAGGGGGAAGAGGAUGUUGAAAAAUUGCAGAAUUACGACAGGAGAGGAUUAGCUUCAGCAGAGGUCUGCUGCUCACCUCAGGUGCCAAAUGGACAUGGGCUGGGAGCAGUUUCUGGGGCACCUUGCGUUGGGGAAGUGGAACUAAAUCGAGAAGGAGGCAUCAGGAUUCCUUGCACUUUGCAGCAUAAUAGUAAUUCAACAGUAGUUCAAUACCAAAUGACCCAAGGUCUAAAUGGGACUGGGUUUUCAUCUGAAAGAGGACUUGAUCGUGAGCCAAAAAGACAGACAGAUACUCUGCUGUGCAUGACGAUGCUGGAUGAAGUCAUGGAGGGGAAUAAUGAGGACUGUCAAGAGGAAGAAUCGAGUGCUAUCGUUGAGCACAUACUGAAGGAAUUGCGAGGGAUCAACAAAAUUCAAGAGGAGAUUUCAGACUUGAGGGAGUACCUGUCAUCUGUUCGUGGUUCUGUCGAGGAGGUCUCCAGCUGUGUGGAUGCCGUCUUAAUGGAGAUUGAAUGCAUGCGGUCUGGAAACAAAUCUGGUGUAGAGACUUGGCCAGGAGCAAUGGGUGGCACUGAGACUCACUCCCACCACACACACAAAUCAAAUAACACUGUUAGUAUAGGCUGCUACAAGCCUUACGCUGUUGAAUCCUCAAGUAGCUGCGGUGAUACACUCUCAGAAUAUCAAGUUGUUGAUGGGAAGCACAAAGAGGCACCAAGGCAGUCUGCUUUCACUAGGAGAAGAAAGCUUAGCUUUGGUGGUCUUGAGCGCCAGGAUGGACAGGACUGUCCAAGCACCAGUUCCCUAUCUCCAGGUCAGAGUUCCAAGUCUGAAUCUGAUCCAGAAAGACCCACCUCUGGACAUGGCAAAGCAGGGAGUGAAAGUCAGACCUGGAACCCAGUGGCUUUAAAAGACAGCGGGAGUGGAGAGAUCGGUUGGAGCGAAGAUGAUUCUUGCUCCAGACAAGCCAGUUUUGAAGAGGCAGAGUGCUGCACAGGUGAAGUGAACAGCUGGGACCCAUCAAGAGCCGUAAGUACUUGUAUGAUGGGCACCUCAGAUCAAAUAUCCGUAGUAUCUGGUAAACACUACAACUCUCCUGUUAAUACAAGCAAUAGAGAAGAUUGGAAGCUGUAUGAUGCAGAAAUGCUCCCUGAAGAACCUGGUUUGGGCUGCCAUAAUUGCAAUGCAGGUGGUAAAUGUCCUCAGAGCUCUGUUUAUCAGAAUGACAUUUAUCACAUGUCGUCAUCUUGUGAAAAUUGCGUAGUUCCAUUUAAAAGUCAGUCAAUAGAAAGUGUGAUUAUUGAGCCAUCCAGGAACCUUCUAUGUGAAGGUACAUCACUCUGUAAUCAAAAUGUCCCUGAUUUGAAGCCAGACUCUGCUGAUGACAGUAAUGUGGCGUUUAAUGUAAAAAAGUUUGGUAGAGCAGUUAUUGACUUCAGAACUGCCUUGCGGGGAGCUCUGAAGAAGAUGGAUGGAACUAGUGAUACUUUGCCUGCUGAAAGGGUUGAAGUCCAUACGCCAAUUUCCCCGUGUGAGGAACAACAAGGAAUGGUAAAUGUUGUAAAUACUAAGACACCAAAAUUAGAGAUGCCUCACAUGGAGACUACACAAAUAGAAAUAAAUUAUUCUGAGCGGCCGCAAGCCAUCAGUACUGAGAAAGGUUUCGUAGAGAUACCUCAAUGCAUCUCCACCAAAGCAAAUCCUGAAUCACCUCCCCACCAGCAUAAUAUUGAAGAUUCAGAACAUCCAAAAUCUCCAGGGUUGGACUCAUCCACAAGUAAUGCAUCAGAUGCUACAUCUGGACAUCCAGCCGAUGCUCAUUUACCACAGUGUUUCUCUACAGACAUUAUCCCAGACUCUUUUUCCCCCGAGGAACUAGCAGUUGAAGAGGAGCGGAGAACACUAGUAGGGGAAACGCAGCCUCCUACUGAGUCCUCUACAGACGGAGGUAGUAAAGCAGAGCUUAGUCAGCGGGAAGCACGUCGUCUGAAGUGCCUCAGGAGUUUCCAGCAGAUUCUAAGGGAGAAGAGAGAGUCCAGAAGACAACUCAGUAUAGUGACCAUGUCAACAUUUUCUGAAGAUGAUUUGAACCCAGAUGGAAGCCAGCAUGAAGAUCAGAAUAUCAAUGGAGACCAUAACAAACAUCCAUGGGCCAAACCUGGGGGAGGAGGAAUAUUUGGCAUUGAUAGCAUGCCUGACCUUAGGAAAAAGAAGCCUAUCCCCUUGGUUAGCGAAGUGGUGAUGUCUCUUGUGCAGUCCAGGAAAGCAGGGAUCUCGCAUGCAUUAGCUGCACGCUCUUCACUAAAGGAUGAAGAACUGAAGAAUCACGUGUACAAGAAGACACUCCAGGCUCUGAUUUACCCUAUUUCUUGCACAACACCCCAUAACUUUGAAGUGUGGACGGCCACUACGCCCACCUACUGCUAUGAGUGUGAGGGUUUGUUGUGGGGCAUUGCACGGCAGGGCAUGCGCUGUUCAGAGUGUGGUGUCAAAUGCCACGAAAAAUGCCAGGAGCUUCUCAAUGCAGACUGUUUACAGAGAGCUGCUGAGAAGAGCUCCAAAACAGGAGCAGAGGACAGAACCCAGCAUAUCAUAUCGGCCAUGAAGGACCGCAUGAAGAUCCGAGAGAGGAACAGGCCUGAAAUCUUUGAGAUGAUAAGGCUUGUGUUCAGUGUGACUAAACUGAACCAUGCUCAGCAGAUGAAGGCCAUCAAGCAGACUGUUCUUGAUGGAACAUCAAAAUGGUCUGCCAAAAUCUCCAUCACAGGUCUGAAGAGGGAAUCUGAUGACUUUUUGGGUCAGAGCAUUAUCGAGGUCCGAACCCUCAGCGGAGAAAUGGAUGUCUGGUACAACCUUGAAAAACGCACAGACAAGUCAGCGGUAUCAGGGGCCAUCAGACUGCAGAUAAGUGUGGAAAUUAAAGGAGAAGAGAAAGUGGCCCCUUAUCAUGUUCAGUACACUUGUUUGCACGAGAAUUGUUUUCACUUUGUGACAGACAUUGAAGGACAAGGUGUGGUGAAGUUGCCCACAGCACGAGGAGAUGAUGCCUGGAAGGUCUACUUUGAUGAGGUUGCUCAGGGUAUUGUAGACGAGUUUGCCAUGCGCUACGGAAUAGAAUCCAUCUAUCAGGCCAUGACGCAUUUUGCAUGUCUGUCCUAUAAAUACAUGCUGCCUGGUGUCCCUGCGGUAAUGAGCACACUCCUGGCCAACGUCAACGCAUUCUACGCUCAUCCCACCUCAGUCACCAAUGUCUCCGCCUGUGACCGCUUCACUGCCUCCAACUUUGGGAAAGAUCGGUUUGUUAGACUGCUGGAUCAGCUCCAUAACUCUCUCCGUAUUGACCUGUCAACAUACAGAAAUAAUUUCCCAGCCAGCAGUAAACCACGUCUAGCAGAUCUCAAAUCCACAGUGGAUUUGCUGACUAGCAUUACAUUCUUCAGACUGAAGGUUCUGGAACUGCAGUCUCCCCCUCGUGCCGCCCAUGUGGUCAGGGACUGUGUGAAAGCAUGCCUCAACUCCACAUAUGAAUACAUCUUUAACAACUGCCAAGAGCUGUACAACAGACAGUUCCAGCCGGCCGUGGAACCUAAAACACAAGAAAAGAAAGAGGGAGAAGAGGGUGAAGAAGAGGAAGACAAAAAGGAUGAGAAAGAGGAGGAACUUGCUGCUGUAGAGGAACCAGGACCAAGCAUACAGAAUUUGGACUUCUGGCCCAAACUCAUCACCUUAAUAGUUUCCAUCAUAGAGGAGGACAGGAACUCCUACAGCUCAAUCAUCAAUCAGUUUCCUCAGGAGCUGAAUGUGGGGAAGGUCAGUGCCGAGGUCAUGUGGACACUCUUUGCUCAGGACAUAAAGUAUGCACUGGAAGCUUCUAAUCAUAUCGUCUACAAACAUUGGAAGAAUGCACCUGCCACAUCCCAUAUUCGCAGACUUGAUUUUUAUGCUGAGCAUGAAAAGCUGAGGUUUUGUAAAAGUGCGGACUACAUGAAUCUGCAUUUCAAAGUCAAAUGGCUCUUCAACGAAUACGUCUGUGACCUGCCCGCCUUCUCCGACACCGUCCCAGAGUACCCAUCGUGGUUUCUGCCAUUUGUUCUCCAGUGGCUGGCUGAGAAUGAAGAAGUGUCGAUGGAGUUUAUGCAUGGAGCCCUUGAGAGGGAUAAAAGAGAGGGGUUCCAGCAAACAUCUGAGCAUGCCCUGUUUUCAUGUUCAGUCGUGGACAUCUUCACUCAGCUCAACCAAAGCUUUGAGAUCAUCAAGAAAUUAGACUGUCCUGAUCCUGCAGUGGUUGCCCAGUACAACCGACAAUUUGCCAAGACUAUCACCAAAGUGCUCCUGCAGUAUUGUGCUAUUCUAACCAAGGGUUUCUCCUCGUACUGCGAGAAAGAAAAGACACCCUGUGUGUUGAUGAACAACGUUCAACAGAUGCGUGUGUUGUUGGAGAAGAUGUUUGAAUCUAUGGGGGCAAAACAGUAUACUGUUGAGGAAGAGCGGCUGGAGAAUGAGGAGGAGCCUGAGGACGAUGAGGAGGAGGGCAUCACUGAUGAUGAAGGCAAUGAGUCGGAUGAAUCAGAUGCUAAGAGAUAUGCAGUGACAAAGCGACCGGAUGCAGUGCAGCAAUUACCAUACAGUCUAUGCCUACUAAGUGACGUGACAUGUGGCCAAAUUGACAACAAAGAAAAGGAGAAUAAGGUUGGUUUUGUAAAGAAAAAAUCUGUUGCUAAGAAAGAAAAGGGGGAAAAGAAGGACAAAGAGAAGGAGGAUGAGAACAUGAACACAGAGGUGGGUAAUAAGCUGAUGCACAUCUGUGUGUGUGUGCCCAAAGAUGAGGGAAAAGAGAAAGAGGCAACAGGCGACACAAAAAAGCUCGACUCAGAGGCUGCAGAUAUCCUCAAUGACCUGCAAGGGAAGCUUAAUUCUUUUCUGGAUAACCUGAGUGGCAUGUUUGCCAAGAGUUUCCAGGCCCGUAUGAAUGCAUGUGUGCGUCAGAUGGCGGAGAUCCUGUAUCAGAUUAAAGGACCUCUGAAUCAGAAUACUCGUAACACAGCAGAAGCUGAUGCAGACAACGCACUGCGGCCGCUCAUGGAGUUUCUCGACACAAACCUCAGCAUCUUUGCAGACAUAUGUGACAAGACUGUGUUGAAGCGUGUGCUAAAGGACCUCUGGAGGAAUGUUCUGAUUUGCAUGGAGAAAACAAUUGUGUUACCUCAGAGCAGCAACAGUAUAGGAGCUCAACUUCUUACUGCUGCUAAGGAACUGUCUAAACUAAAGGGAGGGGUGGAGCCAAAAAGCUUGUCACUAAGGCAAUGUGUGAUCGUGGAGACAGCACUGGAUUCAAUCAAGCUCUUCUUCCAUGCUGGUGGGAACGGUUUAAAAAAAGCGUACCUGGAGAAGAGCCCUGAGCUAUCAACGCUGCGUUAUGCUCUCUCCCUAUACACACAGACCACAGAUGCUCUUAUCAAGGCGUUUGUAACAACACAACAUGCUCAGGUUCAAAAUGGUAUGGGCAUCAGGAUCACCCCCAAGGAGAACGUUCGACCUGACAGAGGCUCUGGGGUUGAGCGGCUGAUUGGGGAGGCAGUGAUUCAGCUGGAUUUGUCGCCCCCAGCUGGAAACACUGAGCAGAAACUCAGUGUCAGAGUGAUUGCGGUAAAUGACAUGAGAUGGCAGACCUCCGGGAUGUUUCGUCCAUUUGUGGAGGUUAACCUGGUCGGCCCACAGCUCACAGAGAAGAAACGAAAAUUCACAACCAAAUCGAAAAACAACAGCUGGACUGCUAAGUACAACGAGGCCUUUCAAUUUGUGUUGGGUAAAGGCGUGAGUCUGGACUGCUAUGAGAUUCAAAUAACGGUAAAGGAUUAUUGUUUCGGUCGUGCGGAUCGGGUGGUCGGGAUCUCAGUACUGCAGCUGCGUGGCAUAGCAGACCGGAAAAGCUGCGUGUGCUGGUGCCCCUUGGGCCCGCGUAUCAACAUUGAUGAAACCGGGACCACUGCAAUACAAAUCCUCUCUCAACGCUCAACUGAUGAGGUUGCCAAAGAGUUUGUCAAACUAAAAUCUGAGACCAGGCCUGCUGAAGAAGGGAGGUGAAGAUGAAACUCAAGGUUGACCUUAUCAUUAGGAUUAAAGUGGACUGAUUUAAACAGAAGAAAUGUAUAAUACGAGACAAA